AAACUGACAUCGAUGAAGUCGUCAAGUUAGAGAUAAUAGGAAAUUGUAAGAAUCGAUCUCGAAUUUUUAAACGAUUUUACGUUUCAAAGAUAUCGAUUCAUCGUAAACAUCUCUAAACAUAUCACACGUGUUUACAUUUAUUUUAUCCUUAUUUAAAAUAGUUUCUUUUUCCACAAACCUACGAAAUGGGCCGCUUAAAUCGCUCCCGCAAACGACGGGAUGAGAUGAAUAAAAUUAAAAAAGCCCGAUAUGAGGCAAAAGAGCUCAUUCGCCUCAAGAAAACACUCGGCAUUAUUGAUGCUGAUGGUAAUGAAAUUUUGAAAGACGUUUCUGACAUAGCCACAGUUAAAACUGCAAAGGAGUUGAAACAAGAAAAUAAAUCACGUGAAGAACAAGAACUGGAGCAUGAAAUGGAAGAACGUCGGGAGCCAGGUCAGAACUUUACAGAAAUAAAUGAAAAAACUGGAAAGGUACAUGUCUACAAUAGUAAAACAAUGAAGGAUCAACAUGGUUCCUAUCCGCCUUGGUAUAAACCGAAAACAACAGCAAAACGCAUACGAAAAAAGGCACACGCAAUGAAAAAGCGUUUCAGGCAGAUGUGGACGACGGCAAAUGUGCCACUUUAGUUUUAUGGCUCUCAAUUUUCCGCACCGCGCUAUACAUACAUAUGUAUGUAUGUUGAUGAACGAAAUGAUUCAAUAUGCGACUACACAUAUAUAUAUUUUGAAUUUCAAGGCUUUAUGUUGGAAAAAUAUAUGUAUGUAUGUAGAAUAUCGACGGUAAUUUGCCCAACGUAUGUCAGAAGUCACUGCUACGUGUCUCGUAAAAAUUAAUUCAAAAUAGGCCUUAAAAUACUACUAUACAUUCAUUGUAUGUUAUUCGUAAUUAACUAAAAUGUAUUUAAUCUUAAAUAUUCAGUUAAAAUGUUAGUAAAAACGAUUGAUUUUCUGUUAUUAAUAUGGAGUUCUUUCGUAGAAAGAGUUUUUUAAGAGUGCUUUGAGAUACGAGGUUUUGCCAAAGUACCGUCGAUAUGUAUAAUUUCCAAAACAAUCAAGUGGUAAUGGGCCGUAUGAAUAAAAACAAGUAAUUUUUAAGCGAAAA
Messenger RNA from Rhagoletis pomonella (apple maggot), 1101 nucleotides. Its product is annotated as protein LLP homolog. Lineage: Eukaryota; Metazoa; Arthropoda; Insecta; Diptera; Tephritidae. Gene Ontology annotation, biological process: dendrite extension. Gene Ontology annotation, cellular component: nucleolus. The record is from RefSeq and is a predicted model, not a curated record. Gene Ontology annotation, molecular function: RNA binding.